Messenger RNA from Colletotrichum truncatum, 456 nucleotides. Lineage: Eukaryota; Fungi; Ascomycota; Sordariomycetes; Glomerellales; Glomerellaceae. The record is from RefSeq and is a predicted model, not a curated record.
AUGACCAAGCAGUUCUCAGCUACCAUCUUCCUUCUCUCCACUGUCGCCUCCGCCCUUACCAUUCAGCAACGCGCCCCCUCUGAUGCCGGUGCAAUUGUCUCACCUUUCCUGGCUCCCGCCUGUCAACUGACCGACAUCGCCACCGAGGCUCUCUGCAAAUUUCCAAACAUUGCCCUCACACCCGGCCAAUGCCAGGAUGUUCAGCACCCAUGCGCCAUCCACCCACCUACUUCAUUCGUCGCCCAGCUCACCCCGAACAACUCCAAGAAAUGCUAUGUUGCGGUGUUCCCCAACUUUGGCUGCACGGGCGACGAGGUUGAUACUGGAGCAUUGGAGGCUUCCAGGCAGAGCAAAUGCAUCGAAGCCCCUUACUUUGGGAAGCUUCUCUCCGGCGGUCUCCUUUCCAGCAGCAUAUUGCCGUUUGGCUUCAAGAGUGCCAAGCUAGUUUGUGCUUAG